GCACUCCCGGGGUGGGACGUGGGAGCGUGCCCGCGCGCACCCAAGGACCGCCGGCCAGGUUCUUCGGCCCAAUCCUAGCCUGGAGUUCAGUGCCCAACUCACCGGAUAGGCUCUACGGGACCAAAUUAGGGACAAAAAGCCUCCGCCCUCGUUUCUAUUCCGCCGGUUUCAUCUUUCUCUGGAGCGCAAGCUGACGGGCCACCCACCACGGGCGUGAGUUCUGUGAUCGGACUCCUCCCCUCAGUCCUGGAGAAGUCCCAGCCCCUCCUUAUCCUGCUCCUCCUCCGCCGGGAUGCUGCGAUGGUUAAUCGGGGGAGGCCGAGAGCCCCAGGGAUUGGCCGAGAAGUAUCCAGUACAGUCAAUAGGUGAGGAGCAAACCCAGAAUCCCUACACUGAACUUCUAGUACUGAAAGCACAUCAUGAUAUUGUACGAUUUCUAGUACAAUUAGAUGACUACAGAUUUGCAUCUGCUGGAGAUGAUGGAAUUGUGUUUUUAUGGAAUGCUCAGACAGGAGAAAAGAUUUUUGAGCUCCACGGACAUACACAAAAAAUAACAGCUAUAACUGCAUUUCCUUCUUUGGCUUCUUGUGAAGAAAAAAGGCAAAUGAUCUUAACAGCUUCUGCCGAUAGGACCGUUAUUAUUUGGGAUUGUGAUACUGGCAAACAAGUUCAGAAAGUGUCAUGCUUCCAUUCCACAGUUAAGUGUUUGACAGUUCUUCAGAGGCUGGAUGUUUGGCUGUCUGGUGGAAGUGACCUUUGCGUUUGGAACCGAGAGCUAGACCUUCUGUGUAAGACUAGUCACCUCUUUGAUACAGGGAUCAGCGCUUUGAUUGAGUUACCCAAGAACUGUGUCGCAGCAGCAGUUGGCAAAGAACUGAUCAUUUUUAGGUUGAUAGCAUCUACAGACGAAUCCUUAGGCUGGGAUGUUCAGGAGGUUAAACGCCUCCUUGAUCACCAGGAUAAUAUCCUCUCGUUAGUUAAUAUCAAUGAUUUGAGCUUUGUCACAGGCUCCCACGUUGGGGAGCUAAUUGUCUGGGAUGCCUUGGAUUGGACAAUGCAAGCCUAUGAAUGCAACUUCUGGGACCCAUCUCUACAGCUGGAUACACAGCAAGAAAUCAAACUCUGUCAAAAACCAAAUGAAAUUUCCAUUCAUCAUUUCACAUGUGAUGAGGAGUACCUGUUUGCUGCUGUGGGAAGGGGCUUAUACGUGUAUAACCUUCAAAUGAAGCGUAUGAUUGCCUGCCAGAAAACUGCACAUGACUCCACUGUCCUGCACAUUGUCACACUUCCAAACAGGCAGUUAAUCUCUUGUUCAGAAGAUGGCAGUGUUCGCAUUUGGGAGUUACGGGAAAAACAGCAGCUGACAUCUGAACCUGUGCCAACAGGAUUUUUCAACAUGUGGGGAUUUGGAAGGGUAAAUAAAUCAGCAAACCAGACCAUCAAAAAACCACAAGAAAAUGCCACUGUGUGUUCCUUGGAGCUUAUUGGUGAUUUGAUUGGACACUCAUCUUCUGUAGAGAUGUUCUUAUACUUUGAAGACCAUGGACUAGUGACAUGCUCUGCUGAUCACCUCAUUAUUAUGUGGAAAAAUGGAGAACGAGAGUCAGGAUUGCGCAGUUUAAGAUUAUUUCAGAAAUUAGAGGAUGAUGGCGAUUUGAACCUUGGCUUCUAGUUGUGUUGAACGAGGUGUUCGUGUACAUGAAUUCUGAAUGUCAAACACAGGCUAAGAAGGAUUUAAGAGAGAUCUGGAAAACUGUAACAUAUUCAUUUUCUACAAAAUUUUCAAAUGUAUUUUUUCCCAACUGGGGCGUCAUGUUUUGUUUCCAUUGUCCAAUCUGUAUUGUCUGGACCCGUAGAAAGCGAAUACAUCAUAUAUAGAGAUACAUACAUGUGUAUAUGUUGUGUAUGUCUAUACACGUAAACACACAUCUAUAUGUGAGAGAAUUGGUGGGAGGGGCAGGGCGGGAGGAGGGAGAGGAGCACCUCUCUGGUGAAACGGAUUCCCCUGAGAACUGUACCAUGUGGUCCUCACAUGGCUUCUGAGGUGAUGCCACGGCCACACUCAGAGUCACUAAAGAGGCUUCUCUGACUUGAAGAAAGCGACAUCUUUAGCGGAAUCUCACAAAUAUUAAUACUGCUUUUAGAAGUUUGGACUUAAGACAAAGCCAGCCACCCAACAACCCCAAGAGUCCUUGGCGGAACUUUUCUGGGUCAUUUAUCCCCACAAAAUGCCUUUCUUCCCAAGGGCCGUUAAUGAAAAGGAAGUAACCGGCACUCUACUUUGGACGCUGUUUAACCCUUUAGGGACAUUGAGAAGCAUGUUUGGUGUAGGGGAAGAGCCCUGGCCUUGGGAGGCCGAGGAGCCUGGGGCCCAAGACGGCUUCGGGGGCUUUCGCUUCCUUCCUCUGCCUCGUGGGGCUGGAGGACUCCCCUACUUCCUGGUGAAGAAAGCUCUUUGUGAACUCAGCAGAGCUCUACAGAGGAGUUUUUGUCCCUCUUACAGAAAGCCUGGAAGGUAAUUUCACCCCAGAAAGGAAUAUCUGCUGUUUAACUAUGAAUCCAUAUGAUCAGAGAUGCAGAACUGGACCGGACCGUAAAGGCCGUCUAAUUUGUUAGUUUUUAAAGUAUGUUUUCAAAAAAGGAAAAGAAAACAUUUGUGUAUUGUAGAUUUGUACUGAACCCGGACUGAUGUUCCGGAGGAAAACUCCUGUUGGCCCUCCUUCCCCCUGAGCAGGAUUCCAGCCAGCCAGCGCUCUGGGCAUCAGGAUCCCUUUGAGACUCCAUUUCCUUGUCUCUAAAUCCACCUCCUACAUGGCCACUGUGGUCCCUGCCAGGAUCUGGAAUCCCGAAAAGUCACCUUUAGGGAAUUCAUAGGCAGUUACAAUGCUUAAAUGACGCCUUAGAGAGCUUGAAAGCCUCCCUAGUUAGCUGAAUCGAACCCCGGGAGCUCUAGAGAUCUGGCCGGCCUGUGUCGCCACAGCAACUGUCUUGAGGUGAUGCAGAUGUGUUUGGAGCUGCUUCUUCCAGAGGAGGUCGCGGGGUGGGGGUGGGGAUUGGGAGAGAAGGGAGGGGGUGGCCUGAACUCAAAGGCUUCCUAGAGAUGGACUCCAUCUUAGAGAUCACCUCUUCAGCUCCCCUCUUUUACUGGGAAGGAAGCUGGGCGCACACCUUGCAGCCUCCCCCACGAUCCCUCCUCGGUAGGGCUGCUUUGAAUGUGUUCUGGAGAGAAACUCAAAAAGCCUUGUCCGCAUCGGGGGGCUUUUCCUUUUGACAACCAGGCCUAAAUAGUUCAAUCAAAUUUUAUUUUCCUUCGCUUCUAAAAUCAAUGAGCAUAAAAGCAAUUGGGAUUCUGUGUGCAGUUUUUUCCUCCUCCUUUCCAUGGCAUUAUACUAAAGACUCGGUUUGAACCAGAACUGAAAUUAAACUGAAAAAAACAUUUCUUCUGCUAUUUCUUAGCGUGGCCUGACACAAGCGAUUACCAGCUUGAUUGGCACUGGCAUGGAACCGCAGUCAUAUCCGCCCACCCCCAGCCCCGGCCCAGAUGUGUUAGGGCAGAGCUGGAGCGGCAAAAAGCGGAGUGAUGUGGGACGAGGGAAUUGCCGCUGAUAGCUUAACAUUCAACAGGCUGGUCGUUAAUGAAGGACGGAGGCUCCCAUUAUUCAUUUUUACAUGACUCAAAAAUGAAAGCUGAAAAGGGGCUUCAUUUAUUCAAUGGCUACUAAUAUUUGAUCGUGUUAUCACUGGACAUGUUAGCCUAAUUGCCACGGCAUUAGCUGACCUCCUCUCCUGACUUCCGUAGGCAUUUGGAGUCCACACAUUUAAAAAACUGGUAAGGAUUAAUUUAAAAUUAUUUAAAAAUAAGAUUAAAUGGCUAAGGAAAAUAUUUUCAUAAAGACCUACCAGAUCUGCUUUUAUCUCUUCUCUCGAGGGAUUUCUCGUUUAUACAUUCUAUUAUUUCUGAAGCAAGAAACCUUUGUUCAUGCCUUUAACUGAACUCGUCAAAUACUUGUUCUUCCCUUCCUUUUGUCUAAAUCCGUCUUUACCUGUGUCAGCUACCAGAAUAAUUAUCUUAAAAUCAUAUAAUUUUCAGUUUGGAAGUGGCCCACCAACAUCUUCAACUUCCAGAUGAGAGAGGUGGGCCCUGAAAGGUAACAGCUUUUAAAUACUUUUUUUGGCAACGAUAAUGUCAGUUUUAGUUUUACGCAGAACCCUAAAUUAUAUAUAUAUAAAGAUUGGGUCCCCUGGAGUAGUCAUGAUUGUCUCAUCUAUAAACGGAGACCCAUUAACAAAGUCUGAAGUGAAACGGUGGAAUUGGGCCUGGGAUGAAUGUACGCUAAAUCAGCAGGGCUGGUUCUUUAGACUUGACUUCUUGCUGACACUCUGCCUGGACGUGGUCGGUCUUUUUCUGCAUGUUUCUAAAAUUAAUGCUUUCAUAGUUCUCCCAACAGGCUUCUGCUUCCUUUAGGUGGAGAAGACGGAGAUAGGAGGGCCAGGUCCCCACCCUGAGAUAACAAUAUUCCUUAUGGGUAAUCUUUGAGAAGGAAAUGAUUCACUUUGGGAAAAUAGGAGCGAUCCUUGCUGCAGCGUGCUGUCUCUCCUAUAUCGCUGUCCAGCCUCGGGGCUGCUUUACUUUCUUUUUAUGCCAGUGUAAAAUUAAGACUCUUUUGCCAGGAAUAAAGUGCUAAGGGCUAGAGGACCCUGAUAAAUUGUGUAAAAUAAAAUGUAAAUGCCCUCCUUGAGGGCAAGGACUA
This is a messenger RNA of Monodelphis domestica (gray short-tailed opossum), 4751 nucleotides long. RefSeq names its product WD repeat domain 41 (gene WDR41). Gene Ontology annotation, biological process: regulation of autophagy. The record is from RefSeq and is a predicted model, not a curated record. Gene Ontology annotation, molecular function: protein binding. NCBI's taxonomy places the organism in Eukaryota, Metazoa, Chordata, Mammalia, Didelphimorphia, Didelphidae. Gene Ontology annotation, cellular component: lysosomal membrane.